Penicillium canariense is the source of this 1605-nucleotide messenger RNA. Its product is annotated as SMI1/KNR4 family protein. The transcript has 2 exons. Gene Ontology annotation, biological process: regulation of fungal-type cell wall biogenesis; cell wall biogenesis. NCBI's taxonomy places the organism in Eukaryota, Fungi, Ascomycota, Eurotiomycetes, Eurotiales, Aspergillaceae. The record is from RefSeq and is a predicted model, not a curated record. Gene Ontology annotation, cellular component: mating projection tip. Bases 1 to 1605 code for a protein of 534 amino acids.
AUGGCGAACGCAUUCGGUUCGGCAUGGCGCUCCUUCUGGCAUACCAUGACCUCCUAUGACCGUCAUGCCUCCCACGACUCGCCCUACCGGACUGGCCAACACGUCCCCCUCAGUCAAAGCCGCCAUGAACCUCUCACCUCCAUUGCUACUAGCGCAAUCGAGUCCCGCCCCGACCUCUCCAGUCCCUACGACGACGAGCCAACCAAGGGCUCGGCAUCCGCACAAGCGACUGAAUGGAACGGUUCUCCAACUGAUGUGGGCUCCCCAACCCGCCCCUACUCGCCGGGGAUGCGGUCGCUCGCGUCCCAAAAGCGCGGAUCGAACGAGCAGGCUGAUGGCGCGGCGGAGAUCCAGAUGCAGAGCUUCCAUGACGGGGCGCCGCCUCCGCCCCCGGUCGCUCACUCCUGGCGCAAAAUUGAGCGGUGGCUGGAACACAACUAUGAGGAGCUCUUGGAUAAUCUCGGUGAAGGGUGCACGCAGAACGAUAUUAACGAAUUGGAACACGAGUUAGAUUGCACUCUGCCAUUAGAGGUGCGCGAGUCGCUGAUGAUCCAUGAUGGCCAGGAGCGGCCUGGUCUGCCCACAGGCGUCCUUUUCAGCUCCAUGCUGCUGGACUGUGAAGAGAUUGUGCAGGAGCGGAGGAACUGGAAGACUGUGAAUGAUGAGUUCCUGAACGCCGCCGCGAUUCACGAUGCGGCCCCUCCUCCCCCGGUCUCCAGCUCCGCCGCGAGCUCGUCCUCCGCCGCCGCGUCCUCUCAGCAACAAGGCAACACGGGUGCUUGGCGCAAUGACCUGCUUGACCGCCAGGACUCGCAGCCUCCCGGUGCCGUGCAGAAAGUAUAUGCCCACCAUGGCUGGAUUCCCCUCGCCCGUGAUUGGGGCGGCAACCACAUCGCCAUUGACCUGGCACCCGGUCCAGCCGGCAAAUGGGGCCAGGUGAUCAUCUUCGGCCGCGACUACGACUGUAAAUAUGUCAUUGCGCGGUCGUGGGCCGCUUUCCUGGCCGCUUUCGCGGACGACCUGUGCAGCGGCAAGGCCGUGGUCGACGAGGAGACCAAUGAAAUGAAGCUGAAGGAGUUCAAGUCGCAAAAUGUUGAGCCGUCAUACUUGGAAAUCUUGCGCUGGCGGGCAGAUCAGAAGUACGGCCGCCGAGCGCCGCGCCGACGUGGUCCCAACGGCCUGGGCGCGAAUGCCUCCGGCAAGUCCAGCAGCCGGGACUCGCCAUAUGGCAGCCCGACUCGGGCCGAUGAGCGCGGCCGCUCGCCGCACCGGUUCUCCAAGGGCUCCGCGCAGAGCCCCAAGACUCCAUUUGGGGUGUCCAGCCCUCUGGCCCGCGUGACGGAGGAGACCUCCAGUACCGUUGGCCCCGCAGGCCCGACGAUCUCGGAGGAUCCCCGGGAGCACAACAAGGAGGCAGAACAGAUGGAAGACCUGAUGGAGGUGGCCACACCGCAGAUCUCCAACAAGGAGAACGAGGGUUUCCCGGAGAAGGCAGAUGACGUGAAGCCGUCCGAGGCCGAGAAGACGGAAAAGAGCGACGGCGCGGAAUCUUCCAAUGCCAUGAAUUCGGAGGUCCUCGGGGAAAUGAAGAACGUGGCCAUUUAG